Molecule: messenger RNA, 2757 nt
Organism: Scedosporium apiospermum
Lineage: Eukaryota; Fungi; Ascomycota; Sordariomycetes; Microascales; Microascaceae
Product: High-temperature-induced dauer-formation protein
Exons: 5
Coding region: 1-2757 (918 amino acids)
Cellular component (GO): Golgi trans cisterna; membrane; Golgi medial cisterna
Source: RefSeq, a predicted model, not a curated record
AUGGGUGCUAGUAGCUCGAAACUGGUGUUCAAGAAGGGCAUCUUCAGGCUCUCUGAAGAGCGGCACAUACCUGCCGACGAUCCGUACUGGACCUCUUUUUGGGAGCUCCCCGAGUCCUCCGAAGAUGUCUUCAGCCUCUUCUCAGCCUCCGACAUCCGUCGAACCCGAGACAAAGCCCUCGAGAACCUCGAAACCCUCAUCCUCGCCAUAACCUCCCGCCUCUUCAUCCUCCGCCACCACCCCUCCUUCCCCGACCCCGAAUUCGCCCCCGACCGCGACGCCCUCAACUGCAUCCGCGUCCUAACCCGCCUGCUCCCCUACCUCUACGAGGCCGAGAACCUCCAGCAAUGGGAAGAACGCUUCUUCUGGGGCGCCCGCCGCAAGCGCACGCGCAAGUCCGUCGUCGCCAACGAGAUCCUCUUCGACGGCGGCACCGGCGACGGCCUCGACGGGCUCACGAGUCCCCGCCCCAAGCUGGACGAGUUCGAGGAGGCGAAGCCGUUGGCGGAGGAGCUCAUCGAUACGCUCGUCGAUCUGAUGUUCUUCUCGGGCUUGACGCUGCCGAGGCAGGCGAAUGGGAAGCCCAAGGUUACGUAUGCGAUUUGGCAGAGCGGUGUCGGGUGCAAUGCGUCGGUGGCGACGACGAAGGAGUUUGAGAGUAAUAGGAUAGAGAUUCUGAGGUUGCUUUUGACGUUGGCGGGGAAGAGCAUGUAUAUGACGCCGGCGGUGCUGCCGCAGAGGGGAGUGAGGGUGUUAACGCACCUUUGUACGUGUCCUGAUAAGCAGAUUGUGCUCUCAGUGCUUUGCUCGCUGCUGAAUACGUCUCUCAAGUACAAUCCCGCUAGUUGGAGAGUACCGUACAACGCCCUCGUUUUCAAGGACGCCAAGCAAGUCCUUGUGACAUAUACCCUUCAACUCCUUCUAACCCUCUUACUAUAUCCGAUCCCAGAGGACCAAGAUAGCACUGGCGCACCGAAGCGCAACUACUACCGCCACUUCCUGGGCCGGCUCCAUCGGCCCCAAGACUUCCAGUUCAUCGUCGACGGCAUGACGAGAGUCCUACAGCAACCCCUACAGGAAAAGACGUCAUACAUUCCCGCGGGGACUCAUUCGACGGGGACUCUGGUGCCCGAGAUGAUGAUGCUGUUCUGGGAAAUUACGCAGUGCAACAAGCGCUUCCGGUCCUUCAUCAUCGACACAGAGCGAGUCUACGACUUUGUCAUAUUAACAGUCUUUCAUGCCUUGGAGUACAAGUCGGAUCCGUCGAAGCAGGGCGUGGUGCGGAUGUGCGCUUUCCUGCUCCAGACGCUGAGCGUUGAGAAGAACUUUGGCGUCAACUUGAAUAGGUACUUCGAGACGCAGGAGACGUUACCGCCUUCGAUUCGGAUUGCAGGGUUUAGCGGCACAUAUGCCGACUUUCUCAUUCAUUCCAUCUACAACUUGAUCACAGGGAGUCAGGGCAAACUCACGGCGAUCUAUCCGGCCCUCGUGGCUGUCAUUAACAACAUUGCUGCGUAUAUCGAGGGCCUCAGCUCAGCGUCGUGCUCAAAGUUGAUGCAGCUCUCUUCGUCCAUGUCUUCGCCGUCGUUCCUCCUUGCGAAUGAUACGAAUCAUAGUCUUCUCCGCUCUCUCCUCGAGGCAAUGAACGCCAUCAUCGAGCACCAAUACAAGAAAAACCCCGCCUUCGUGCACGCCGUGUUGAAGAACCGGAAGAAGAUCGAAGCCCUACGAGCCUUUACGCUAGAAAGCGGUCAAGAGGAAAUCGAGAGGCGCAACCGCCAGAGAAAGGAAGCCGCCGAGCACGGCGGUGAGCACCACGAGUCUGUGCGCAGCUCGGUUGAUAGCAUCAAUAGCCACCAUGCGGCGACGGCGCUUCACCCUCACUCCCCCGCCGUCAGCGACGUGCCCGAGGAAUCCGGCGCCUUCGCCAUUGGAGACGACGAUAGCGAUGACGAUGAAGACGACCACCGCCCCACGCCCGCACAGUCCACGACGAGCGAGAAUCCCUCGCAGGCCUCAUCGGCCGUCGACGUCAACGAUGCCGUGCCCACCCAGCUCCGUGGCAUGUCCGAAAAAGCCCGCGGCAAAAUGCCCGCCGGCACCCCCACCUUCUCGCGCCAAAACAGCACAACAAGCCUCCUCGAGAGCCACCAUCGUUCCUCAACGACCAUGUCCUCGCACCCGGGCGGCGGCGGUGCCUUCGAGCCCACGCCCCAAUGGAUCGAGAGCUGGCUCCCCGAACUGCCCCUCCACACGAUGCUAACCGUCAUCCAGCAGCUCACGGCUCUCCUCCCGCGCCAAGCCCUCGCGGCCGACCAUGCCUCGCGCGAAACCCUCGCGCGCAUCCAAGAGAUCGAACCCAUCGGCAUCGACCCUUCCCCGAUCCGCGUGCACACCUUCGAGUGGUCGCCGCUCUCGCUCGGCUGGUACGAGUCCCUCCUCUGGGGCUUCGUCUUCAGCGCCGAGAUGCAGCCCGCCAAGGGCACCGUGGGCGUCUGGAACGGCACGGCCAUCAAGCUUUUCAGGGUCCAGGAGACGGCGAGGACGGGGCCGUCGCUUACAUCGCCGAGGGGCGCGGUGGAUGCGGUGGGGGAUAGUAUUGUUUCGAGGAUUGGGGCUAUUAAUCUGAGGACGGCGGGGGAUGCGGCGCAGAGGUUGCUUGGGGAGGGGGUUACGAUUCAUGGGCCUGGUGGUGGGAGUGGUGCGCAGGCUGGGUCGAGGGGGGAGGGGCAGCAGCAUAGAGAGGGAGGGCAGUGA